CGCCUCCUUGCCAUCCAUCCAUCAAAGCUGAGCAGCGGCCAAACCAGCCAAUGGAGCCUCCGCGGCUGCACGGGCGUGGGCGGGGCUUGCACGAGCUCAGCCAAUAGGAGGGCGAGAGCCACGGCCUGGAGGAGGGUCUCCGUCCGCACGGCCUGGAGCAGGGCUUCCUCCUCGGGAGCCGCCAAGGAGAGAGAGAGAGAGGCAGGGACAUGACGGUUCUGUGGAGUCACCCCUGGUGUAAUGAGAAACAAACCAGCUUCCAGUGGAUACUGAAGAAUUUGGAAGCCAAAGUGCAGAAAGGAAACAAAUCCUAUAGUAAAAUAAAUCCUCUGAUCUUGCUGAAUUCUUAAACUCACUUUAUAUCAAAAAGGGAAAAACAAGACUCAAGUGUUCAUAUUGAAAUUAUAUAUACAUAAUGCUGUCAACAUGGAGGAGACAGGAUGUAAACAAAAUGAAUGUGGAAACAACUUUGGUCAGCAUGGAAACCAGAAGGGACAUCAGGGCACUCACACUGGGGAGAAACCCUAUGAAUGCCUGGAAUGCGGAAUGAGCUUCAUUCGGAAUGGAAAUCUACGUUCACAUCAGAGGACUCACACUGGGGAGAAACCCUAUACAUGCCUGGAGUGUGGACAGAGCUUCACUCACAGUUCAAGUCUGCGUUCUCAUCAAAGGACUCACACUGGGGUGAAACCUUAUAAAUGCAUGGAGUGUGGAAUGAGCUUCAGUCUGAAUGAAAAUCUACAUUCACAUCAGAGGACUCACACUAGGGAGAAACCCUAUGAAUGCCUGGAGUGUGGAAUGAGCUUUACUCAGAAGGCACAUCUACGUUCGCAUCAAAGGAGUCACACUGGGGAGAAACCAUAUAAAUGCCUGGAGUGUGGAGUGAGCUUCAGCCUGAGUGAAAAUCUACAUUCACAUCAAAGGACUCACACUGAGGAGAAACCAUAUACGUGCCUGGAAUGUGGACAGAGCUUCACUCAUAGUUCAGGUCUAUGUUCGCAUCAAAGGAUUCACACUGGGGAGAAACCAUAUAAGUGCCUGGUGUGUGGACAGAGCUUCACCCAGAAUGGAAGCUUAAAUAGACAUCAAAGGACUCAUACUGGGGAGAAGCCCUAUAGAUGCCUGGAGUGUGGAAAGAGCUUCACUUGUAGUUCAAGUCUCCGUUCACAUCACAGAACCCACACUGGAGAGAAACCCUAUACAUGCCUGGAGUGCGGAAUGAGCUUUACCCAGAUGGGACAUCUACAUUCACAUCAAAGGACUCACACUGGGGAGAAACCCUAUACAUGCCUGGAAUGUGGACAGAACUUCAAUCAUAUUUCUGGUCUACGUUCACAUCAAAGGACUCAUACUGGGGAGAAACCCUAUAAGUGCAUGGAGUGUGGAAUGAGCUUCACUGAGAAUGGAAGUCUACAUAAACAUCAAAGGACUCACACUGGGGAGAAACCCUAUAAAUGCCUGGAGUGCGGAAUGAGCUUCAGUAGUAGUUCAGGUCUACAUUCACAUCGUAGGACCCACACUGGGGAGAAGCCCUAUACAUGCCCGGAGUGUGGACAGAGCUUCACUGAUAGUUCAAGUCUACGUUCACAUCAAAGGACCCACACUGGCGAGAAACCCUUUAAAUGCCUGGAGUGUGGACAGAGCUUCACUUGUAGUCAAAAUCUACGUAGACAUCAUAGAAUUCACACUGGAGAGAAUGGUGAGAACUGACAACUGAGAAUCUUUCUAACAUGUACAAAAGCAACUCGUGUAUAUGUUAGAAACGCAAGCAUAAAGUUGGGACAUUUUAUCAUAUGUGGUGUAUUGUUAAAAAUUUGAACUAAAAUGCAUUCCAUCAUGGAAGUAAUUAAGGUUAAAUGAAACCAAAGUUUUAUUUAUUGAGAAUGCUAGACAAUCAAGUAGACACAAAACAUGGAUAGUUACUGCGAUAUCCUACAAUAAG
This is a messenger RNA of Anolis carolinensis (green anole), 1942 nucleotides long. Its product is annotated as zinc finger protein 135. The coding region runs from base 427 to 1710 and encodes 427 amino acids. The record is from RefSeq and is a predicted model, not a curated record. Gene Ontology annotation, molecular function: RNA polymerase II cis-regulatory region sequence-specific DNA binding; DNA-binding transcription factor activity. NCBI's taxonomy places the organism in Eukaryota, Metazoa, Chordata, Lepidosauria, Squamata, Anolidae. The transcript is spliced from 2 exons. Gene Ontology annotation, biological process: regulation of transcription by RNA polymerase II.